AAUAAAUAUGGAGGAGCACCACAUGGGCUGUGUGAACCUUUGUAGUCUCACGAGCAAUCUACCGGUGAUCUCCUAUCAAAAGCUGACGGAUUUACAUUACCUGAGCAAAGGUGGGUUCGGAAGCGUGUUCAAGGCACAGCAUUCCGAUUGGCGGACCACCGUUGCCAUCAAGUGCCUGAAAUUGGAUUCUCCUGUUGGCGAAAGGGAGAGGAAUUGCCUGCUGGAGGAGGCGGAAGUGCUCCACAAGGCCAGAUUCAACUACAUCAUCCAGAUCUUUGGCGUGUGCAACGAGCCUGAGUUCUUCUGCAUCGUCACCGAGUACAUGAGCAAUGGCUCGCUGGAUCAGCUGCUUCACGAGAAUAACCUUUACACCCUGCUGGCCUGGUCGUUGAGGCUGCGUGUCCUGUACGAGAUAGCUCUGGGGGUGAACUUCCUACACAACAUGACCCCCCCCCUCCUGCACCACGACCUCAAGACACAGAACAUUCUGCUGGAUGGAGAGUUUCAUAUCAAGAUAGCAGACUUUGGCCUGUCUAAGUGGCGCCAGCUGUCGAUCAGUAAAGGCUCGGGAUCCAAGCCACCCGAGAUGGGAGGCACCAUCAUCUACAUGCCCCCAGAGGAGUACGAACCCUCCAAGAACUGCUGUGCAGCCGUCAAACACGACAUCUACAGUUACGCUAUCAUUAUGUGGGAGGUGCUAUCCAGGAGGAUACCAUUUGAAGAGGCAACCAACCCCAUGCAGGUCAUGUUCAGCGUACUGCGUGGGAUACGUCCCGACAUAGGCCUGGACUGUCUGCCAGGGGACAUCCCCAGCAGGGAGACACUCAUCAACCUCAUGACCUGCGGCUGGACCGCCAACCCUGACGAACGGCCCUGCUUUCUCAUGUGUGUGAUAGAGCUGGAGGCAAUGCUGAGGAGGUUUGAUGAAAUCGACAUCCUGGAGGCCGUGCUGGAGGUCAAGAAGUCAAAGGGAAGCUCUGGCUCUGGGUCUUGCUCCUCCCAGGACACGGACAUCUCCCGACCGAGCUCCCUCACUAGCACCAAUGCCCCACCUUUUAAAGAAGUAUCCCUCACGUCGUUCAUGUCCCACAACCUGGAGCCCCUCAGAAAGCAGACCCUAGAGGACAACCACCUCAACGACUACCCCGAGAGUGCCAGGCCCCUGAAUAACCUCAAUAUUCCCCUCAAACCAGGUCUGCCGGAGACGGAGUGUGUGUUGCACCUGGACACCCUCACCCUGGAGUCACAGCCAUACCAACCACAGCCAGAUUUCACCCUGCUUUCAAACCCCCUCGGCCCCAGGCUGGGCCCCAUGGCAUGCUGGAUCGCGGCACGGCGCGAGGAAAUCGUCUCCAAGAUGACGGAGGCCUGCCUGAACCAGAGCCUGGACGCCCUGCUUGCGUGCUCUCUCCUGAUGCGUGAGGACUACGAGCUGGUGGUGAACCGGGCCACGCGCACUGCCAAGGUCCGCCAGCUCCUUGACACAUGCCACCGUCACAGCGAGGACUUCUGCCGUGUGGUGGUCCGCAAACUCAAGGACAACAAGCAACUGGGCCUGCAGCCAUACGCCCCAGAGCUCGGCUCCCUUGUGGCCGCACCAAACACCAGCACACCCCCACUCUCGGUGUCCGACAACAACCCAAGGAAUUACUAGGACAGAACUAGUCCAGAGAAGACCAGAGACCAGAAAGACUAUAAACUGUAAAAGACUUAGCCCAUUGAGCUACUGUAGGUGGUCGAACAAUACCCUACUGUCUCUUAGUCCUGGGUCAUUUUCAUUAGGCAACACAUGGAAGAAAACUCAAACUGAAUAGACUACCUGAAUGUUUUCCUUUGCACAAUUUGUUUGGAAACUUUUUUGCUACAGUGUGCCCUAAUGAAUAUGACCCUGGGUUUUUACUGUGAACUUUGACCUUAGUGGGGGAUGGUAAAGCCCAGCUGUCUCUCACAUUGCUCAUUGUGGUACCCACUCACACAGAGCAAUACUGUAUGUUGCCACUGUUCAUCAAACUGUUGAGCAAAAAGACUUGAAGGUAAAACUACCUUUUGAAAAACAAUAUCACAUCAUCUUCAGAAACAUUCCCGUUCUCUAAAAAGCAGAGGAUGGGUUGGGAUUGACAAUCAAAAUCCGUUAUUGCCAGUAUUUAAUCCAGGCUUUGAAUAAUUAUAUAAUUAAUAUAAUUCUAAUUAUAUUAUGGAUUUUAUGUCAUUUGUCUGGUAAAUAAUUUUGUUCUCUCAAAACAUUCCCUUUGUUCUGAGUGAUUGGGGUACAGGCCCUGGAGUCUUGAGUUCUGCUUCUAUGCAUCCUUCUGUUCUCUCCCCUCUGCACUGUUUUAUCCAGAGAAAUAUAUCCAGACAGACUGUAACAUCAUAGUCAUCUACAGUAUGGCUCUGGUUUUACUCUUAUUUUCAGUGGACAGUUUAGACUCCUCUGUAGCUCUCCAGGUCCGAUAAGAUACUCAACUGGAGUUCUGCCGUGUUGAGGUUACUGUGGCUUGGUCUCAACUGGAUCAACCCCCAUUCCCUUUCGUUUGUCCCCAAAAAAUUGCACUAAUAUCAUUGUAUUUUGGGUAUUUCUUUACCACUGCCUUUCCGAGCCAUGUUUUUAUUUCUCUUGUAGACUGUGCACUUUCUGUUCAUAGGAGCUUUAGUCGACAUAAUAUGGGCCAAAGCUGUUGAGGCCUUAUCUCUUUAUAUGAUAUGUACAUCCCCAUCGAGAAGAAAAAGAAACGCACACCUAUUAAGGCGAGGCGCUGGCUAGCGGAUUCGAAAACCUGAAAAUAAAGGAGAGCCGCACACCAUAGGAGCUCAGAUGCAAAAAAUAUCAUAUCCGACAGGGUAUAAUCAUCAGGGUAUAAUCAAACACUGCGAGAGGACUCGUUUAUAUUGUGUCAAAAGACACACGGGUGUCUGUAAUCAUGGCCAAGAGUGGCCUAAUAUCCAUUGGUUAAUUCUCAAAUAUUAAAAUUGCAUACAAAGAACAGCAUACAAAAAACAAAUGGAUAGCAUACGAUCAUAAAUAAAUUUUAGACUACACAGGCUUACAAACAAUUAUAAUGGCAAAGUCACAAUAAUCAGGUCUCACCGUAGACUUUGAUCUGAAGCCAUUAUUGUGACUUUGCCAUUGUAAUUGGCCACACCAGAUACUGACUGUUACU
Molecule: messenger RNA, 3158 nt
Organism: Oncorhynchus tshawytscha (Chinook salmon)
Lineage: Eukaryota; Metazoa; Chordata; Actinopteri; Salmoniformes; Salmonidae
Product: receptor-interacting serine/threonine-protein kinase 2
Exons: 10
Coding region: 8-1654 (548 amino acids)
Biological process (GO): protein phosphorylation; regulation of apoptotic process; positive regulation of canonical NF-kappaB signal transduction
Molecular function (GO): ATP binding; JUN kinase kinase kinase activity
Source: RefSeq, a predicted model, not a curated record